CGUCUCGACCAGCACCAGGGAGAUGUUGGAUAAAACAACUGUGGGUGUGGGCGUGGGUGUGGGCGUGGGGGCGGCGGCUGUGAUGUGGGCGUGGCGCAGGUUUUCGUCCCCAUGGAUUCCCUCCAAGUGGGAGGAGGUAGGGGAGGUGGGCGAAUUGACCAUCUACCCGAUCAAGUCAGGUCUUGGGGUCAGCGUCAACCAGGCUGAAGCUACCGAAUACGGCCUGGCUCGCGGCACUCUUGAAGACAGGGCGUUCAUAGCGAUGACGGCCGAUGACAAUCGGUCGGUAUCGGGGCGCCAGCUGCCUCGUAUGACUAUGGUAUGGCUGAAGAUGGACGGGGAUGUGGUCUCCAUGGGCGCCGACGGCUACUCUAGCGUGACCUUCGACCUCUCCGACGUCCGCAAGAACCAUAAGGUGGCUGAGACCAAGGUGUGGGACCAGCAAGUGAAGGGUAUCGAUUGCGGGGAAGACGCGGCUCGCCUCUUGACCGAAGUCGUCACAGAAGGCAAAACUAAAUUACGACUGCUCUACCGAGGAGAUGUCAUGAACAACAGAGUCGCCCGUAGGCUUGAGUACUACAACUUCCCCAAGAUCCUCGACACUGACAGGGUAUUUUACGCUGAGACAUGCGCCUAUCUCAUUGGCUGUGAGUCGUCGCUACAAGAUCUCAACUCCCGUCUGGAGGUGCCGGUGACUAUGGGCAACUUUCGCGCCAACAUCAUCGUUAAGGGCUCGAAACCCUCCGACGAGGACGAUUGGGCCUACGUCAAGAUCGGGAAAGCCGUCUUCAGGACUGUCAAACCUUGCCAGAGGUGUAUCCUGACGACCGUUGACCCGAAAACAGGGACAAGACACCCCAAACAGGAGCCACUGAGGACCCUUCGCACGUUCCGGGCGCUGAAGGAGCCGGCCAAGCUGGCCAAGGUGUGGUCCACCAGCCCCCUCAUGGGCAUCAGUACAGGCAUCGACGUCACGGGCACAGUCGCCGUCGGAGACAAGGUCCUAGUCGCCAGGAUCUCACAGAACCCUAAGCUGACAAUCUUUUAGAACUGACAGGAGCCUCGACAGAAACUUUUCCAGUAUUCCCACUCAUAAUUCAUCCAGCAUCCACUACAAGUCAUCCAGCACCCACAGCAAGUCAUCCAGCACCCACAACAAGUCAUCCAGCACCCACAACAAGUCAUCCAGCACCCACAACAAGUCAUCCAGUACCCACAAGUCAUCCAGCACCCACAAGUCAUCCAGUACCCACAAGUCAUCCAACACCCACAAGUCAUCCAACACCCACAAGUCAUCCAGUACCCACAAGUCAUCCAACACCCACAAGUCAUCCAGUACCCACAAGUCAUCCAACACCCACAACAAGUCAUCCAGCACCCACAACAAGUCAUCCAGCACCCACAGCAAGUCAUCCAGCACCCACAACAAGUCAUCCAGCACCCACAAGUCAUCCAGUACCCACAAGUCAUCCAACACCCACAAGUCAUCCAGUACCCACAAGUCAUCCAACACCCACAACAAGUCAUCCAGCACCCACAGCAAGUCAUCCAGCACCCACAAGUCAUCCAGCACCCACAAGUCAUCCAGUACCCACAAGUCAUCCAACACCCACAACAAGUCAUCCAGCACCCACAGCAAGUCAUCCAGCACCCACAAGUCAUCCAGCACCCACAAGUCAUCCAGUACCCACAAGUCAUCCAACACCCACAACAAGUCAUCCAGCACCCACAACAAGUCAUCCAGCACCCACAACAAGUCAUCCAGCACCCACAACAUGUCAUCCAACACCCACAACAAGUCAUCCAGCACCCACAACAAGUCAUCCAACACCCACAACAAGUCAUCCAGCACCCACUACAAGUCAUCCAGCACCCACAACAAGUCAUCCAGCACCCACAACAAGUCAUCCAGCACCCACAACGAGUCAUCCAACAC
Procambarus clarkii (red swamp crayfish) is the source of this 1936-nucleotide messenger RNA. NCBI's taxonomy places the organism in Eukaryota, Metazoa, Arthropoda, Malacostraca, Decapoda, Cambaridae. The record is from RefSeq and is a predicted model, not a curated record.